Messenger RNA from Dentiscutata heterogama, 537 nucleotides. The record is from the annotation of a GenBank genome assembly. NCBI's taxonomy places the organism in Eukaryota, Fungi, Glomeromycota, Glomeromycetes, Diversisporales, Gigasporaceae.
UUACGCUGGUUGGAGUGAGUCCACAGGGGCCAACUUGUGGAAAUCGCCAACUGUAGACCUUCAUAUUCCGAGACUACGACCAAUGGUGAUAGGAUGGUGUUCAAAAAGGCGAGCAUCUCUCGCAGGGCAUGAAAUGUUUGAACAUUGUGGAGGUGUAAGUUACGCUGGUUGGAGUGAGUCCACAGGGGCCAACUUGUGGAAAUCGCCAACUGUAGACCUUCAUAUUCCGAGACUACGACCAAUGGUGAUAGGAUGGUGUUCAAAAAGGCGAGCAUCUCUCGCAGGGCAUGAAAUGUUUGAACAUUGUGGAGGUGUAAGUUACGCUGGUUGGAGUGAGUCCACAGGGGCCAACUUGUGGAAAUCGCCAACUGUAGACCUUCAUAUUCCGAGACUACGACCAAUGGAUGAAAUGCUUGAACAUUGCGGAGGUAUAAGUUACGCUGAUUGGACCAACUUCUGGAAAUCUCCAACUGUAGACUGUAGACUUUCAUAUUCUGAAAUUACGAUCAAUGAUGACGGAUGGUGUGAUGACACAUU